AUGGCGGACCCGACGUGGUACACGACGAAGGAGAACUUCCAGCCCCUGAGACGGGGCCGGGACCCAAGGAUGAUGGAAGAGGCGGCGAAUAUGAAACAGAGCGAGCGCGCGGCGAAGAUUCAGGACGAGCGAAGCGAGUUCUGGAACGCGAUCGCGAAGUACGAGGGCGACGAUCCUCUGUCCGUGUGGGUCAGGUUCAUCAAGUGGACGGAGCAGACGUUCACCGCGGGAGGACGCGAGACGGAGGUGCUGCCACUCCUGGAGCGAUGCACGCGAGAGCUCCAGGAGAUCCCGAGGUACAAAGAUGACGUCCGCUAUUUGCGCGUUUGGGUCAAGUACGCGGACUGCUGCAAAGAGCCGCACGACAUCUUCAAGUUUCUCCAGGCGAACGACAUCGGACAGAAACACACGCUGUUUUACGAAGCGUACGCCGCGUUCCUCGAGAUCAGAGGCGCUUUCAAGCAAGCGAACGAGGUGUACGACCGCGGCGUGCUCAUGCGCGCGGAGCCGAGAGACAGGCUGAAACAAAAGCUCGCGCAGUUUGGCGACCGCAUGAAAAAACGCGAACUCAGACACUUGGACGAGAGCGUCGACGGCGAGCGAGAGACGCCAGUGGGGUCGUCCCGGCGGUUCGGCGCGGGGGGCACCGGCCGCGGCGUUGGAAGCUCCUCGGGCGCGAAGAGGAACCGCGGGUUCAGGGGCAUCGCCGCCGCGGCGUCGUCGUCCAGCGCGGAGACGACGAACGAUAACAACGCCGGCGACGGCGGCUUGGAGAUUUAUUGCGACGACGAGAACGGCGCGCCGCCGCCGGUGAACGCCGCGAACGCGCCCGCAGCGUGGAGAAACCUGGGAACGAUCAAGGAGACGAAGAAGGAAAACUCCCAGAGCACGACGACGUGGGCGGGGCAGACGCUGAAGCAGAAGCGCGCGCGCCCGGGACAGUCGGGCGCCCCGCCGCCCGCGGAGACGCUCGAGAUUUACGAAGACGAAGACCUCGCGGAGGCGGAAGCCGAGGCCGCGGCGAACGCGGUCGCGACCGCGAAGGCGAACGUGAAGGCCGCGGCGAAAAACAGGAACGCGAACGCGCUUCGUCGAAGGCUCGACAUCGCCGACGGCGGCGGAGACACGCUCGCGGAGAACCCGAUGCUGUACCACGGACGAGGCGCCGCCGUCGCGGGCGAAGCCGCCGCGCUUCGGCGCCCGGUGACGUCGUACGGUCGGUACGUCCCCGCGGACGUGAACAGAGACGACGCGUGCUACGAGGAGCGCAGAGCCGUGCGAUGGGUCGCGAAGAACGGUCCCGUCCCGUCUCCGCGCGACGCGACCGCGGCGGCGGCGGCGGCGGAGACGGACGACAUGGACGUGGAGACGAAAUCGAACGAGAGGAAAGUGACGCGGCCGAUGCACAUCGGCGGCGCGUUCGCGACGACGACCGCGACGACCGCGCCGGUGUUGCCACCGCUCAUGGAGGAAGAGGAAGCGAUGAACUCCCCGGACGGACAGUCCGCGCCCCCGGUGGUGCCGCCGCCGCGGUUCGAGAUGGGAUCCAGCGAGGCGCCGCCAUCCACGGGCGCGUCCCAGGCGCCGCCGCGGAUGCUGCACCCCACGGACGAGGCCACCGGCGUGCCCGCGAUGGCGGCACCGCCGGUCACCGACCCCGCGCUUACGCGACCGGAUCAACCGCCCGUUCCCGCGGGUUUGCGCUGGACCGCGACCGAGGGAGGAACGUACGGCGUGCAAGACCCGACGAUGACGAUUUGCACGAAGGAAGCGUGGGGAGACAUCAUGUCCAUGUUCAGCGGCGGGUUAGCCGCGGAGACUGAGGCGGAGGCGAAGCGCGCGAAAAAAGCCGCGGAGGCACCGGCUCCAGUCGCGAAAGCGCCGAGCCCCGCGCCGGUCGUCCGCGCGCCCCCGCCCGCGGUCGCGGAUGAGGACGCGUUCGCGAUUUACGAGGACACGUGCUUGAUCCCCGCGAACGCAGCCGCCGCGGUCGCGGAGAAGGCCGCGACGGAGAACGCGAGCGCGUUCGAGGGGCUCGACAUUCGAGAGGACACCGUGGUCAUCCCUCAAAACGCGUUCGCGCCCGCGGCGACGCCGGCGGCUGCGGCGUCCACGAGGAUUCCGCUCGCGCCGACCCCGGCGUCUACGAGGAUUCCGCUCGCGCCGACGCCGGCGUCCGUGCGACCGCCGCUCGCGCCGCGCGCCGCGAUGCCUCCCCCCGAGUCCGUCGCGAAGACGCCCAGCGCUCGAGCGGCGGCCCCGUGCGACGAGAACGCGACGCCGACGCAGAAGAUCACGCUCGAGCCGCACCCGCUGAACGUGACCGCGGGCGAGGACAGCCCAACCGUGGACGUGCCGUCGGGCCCGCGCGCGCCGGCGAAUACCCCCGAUCAAGCCGGGCUAAGCUUCGACGUGUACCAGGAUACGGUGCUCGUGGACCCCGCCGCGGUGAACGCCGCGGUGAACGCCGCGGGCGUGGACUCGCGCGCGAGCGUCGCGCCGUCGCAGGCUACGACGAGCGCGACGGACUCGGGCGAGCCGUCGGAGGGAAACACGGAAAAUACCGCGCCCGCGGGGGCGCCUCUGGUGGACCUGUUCAAGCCGAGGCACAUCGCGGACGCCGCGGCCGCGACCGCGGCGUUGCAGCCGCUUUCGAAGCAGCGCGCGGCCGCGCUGGACAUGCUCACGACAAUUCCGUCAGACGAGAACGCGAGACGAGCCGCGGAGGAGACGCUGAGGACGGCGCAGCCGCCGCCGGAGCUCGCCGGGGAGGACGCUUUCGAGGUGUACGCCGACGGCGACGAAACCGCGCAGAUACCCAUGAACAGGUUGGUCACGACCCUGCACGACACGCCCGACUUUCGGUAG
Messenger RNA from Micromonas pusilla CCMP1545, 2868 nucleotides. RefSeq lists its product as uncharacterized. Bases 1 to 2868 code for a protein of 955 amino acids. Gene Ontology annotation, molecular function: protein kinase activity. Gene Ontology annotation, biological process: mitotic spindle assembly checkpoint signaling; meiotic sister chromatid cohesion, centromeric. The transcript is spliced from 3 exons. Lineage: Eukaryota; Viridiplantae; Chlorophyta; Mamiellophyceae; Mamiellales; Mamiellaceae. The record is from RefSeq and is a predicted model, not a curated record.